GGAGGGGGAGGGGGAUGAACUCGCACAGACUCUGCGGUGAAGUUGUUCCUCGAUGCGGCUGUAAACAUUCGUCUCUCACCGCAAACAACAAACAAGGCCUGAGUAACAUGUCGUGUUAAGUGAGAGGUUGGAUUACUAUGCAGAGCAGCGCCUACAUGACGUGUUUCUCCAAGUUUUCAAGAGUUUUCGUGGAUUUUGAGUCGCCUACAGGAUAGAGAGGAAAGCUUCAGCGGAAGGAUAAAGAGCAACAAGAUGGGAAAUAUGAUACUAAUGACGCUCCUGCUGGUUCACCUGCCAACAGAGCUGCUGUCCAUCCAGGUCAUUGUUCCAGAGACAGAGAGGAGGACAACUCUGUUCGCCUCUGUGAUUCUGCGCUGCGAUUAUUCAACCUCAGCAAACCCUCAGGAUGUCCUGGUCACCUGGAGAUACAAGUCCUUCUGUAAAGACCCAGUGCUGGAGUACUACUCCACAGCCUUUCAGGCUGCUCUGCAGCUGGGUCAGGAUCCCUCCAACGACUGCCCGGAUCGCCAGCGCACAGUCCGCACAGUGAUCCAGAAGAGAGGCAUUAAUGAGCCCACGCUGGGAGUAGACUACAGAGAACGCAAAAUUACCAUUCAAAACAAGGCCGACCUGGUCAUCACUGAGGUGAUGUGGUGGGAUAACGGUGUGUAUUUCUGCACCAUCGACGCUGCUGGUGACACAACGGGGGACUCAGAUCGUGAGGUCAAACUCAUCGUGUAUCACUGGCUGACAGUCCUGCUGAUCAUCAUCGGUGCGCUCCUGCUCAUCAUGCUGUUUUGCAUAUGUUGCUGUCAGUGCUGCCCGCAGAAGUGCUGCUGCUACGUCCGCUGCCCGUGUUGUCCACAGACGUGCUGCUGCCCAGAAAAAGCUGUGAUGCAGCACAGGAUGAUGCGAGAGGCUCAGAAGGCCAUGGCUCCUUGGAUGAAUGGCCAACCCAUUUAUGCUCCCAUCAGCUCCAAUGCGUCCUCCCAAGGCGUUCCCAUACUGUAUUCAGGCUCCUACUCAGAUUAUCCCACCAAACAAAACUUUGCCAUGGCUCCCAUGCAGCUGUCUCCCAUGGCCCUGCAGCAUCAGCCUCCACCUCCUCCUCCUCCACACCAUUUCAACGGCAGUGUGAAUGGCAGCGCUCAAGGUACCAACCAGGUGUUGGAUUACCUGGAGAACCAGGUCAGGGGGCUGGAUGGAGGGCAACCUCAAAUGGCGCCGCACACAUUCCAGAAUAUGCUUCCACUACAGCCCCAUCCUCAGCUUCAGCCCCAGCCGGCUCCUCAAGCAGUUCCCUACACACCGGGGCCCCCAAGUAUGUUGUCAGCCCUGGAUGAGAUGGGGGUGAGAGGGACAGAGAGAAGAGUGAUCACUCUGCCUCCUAUAAUCCAACGUGUACCCAGCUUUACCUCUCGGAGGGGGCCCAGAGGCGGAGCUGGAGCCCAGGGUGGUCCCAGAUUUUCUAGUCAGUCCAGUGGGAGCACAAAUCGCUCUGGAGGAGCUGUCCCCCGUGACAAUCGAAGGUAUAGGGACAGAGAUGUCUCUCCUCCCAGGAGGGGGAUCUUGCGUGAUUAUAGCGAUGAGUCAGACUGGGAGAACAGGCAAGGGAGAACACCAUACAGGGGUUCAAGAAAUGAGAGGGGAGGCUCGGCUGGUAGGAGAAGAGGUGGGUCCAGGCCACGAGCCCGAAGUCGUGAUGAUCUGAUGGAGGAGCUGCACAGCAGGGCAGCUCGGAGGGAGAGGAGCUACUCCCCUCCACAGCGCCGCAAAGGGUCGUGGAGCUCUGAUGAAGAGGACCGCAGGAGACCAAAGGGAGGAAAAGCGAAGGACUGGCCAGAGAAGCCCCCCAGCUACUCCUCCAUUGAGAUCGGGCCUGGACAGAGCAACAGCCGGAGGAACUAUGACCGUCUUUCUGAUAGAAGCUCCCGUAGCGGCACCAGCGUAGUCAUCUAAAGCAUUUCCAUCUUUUUUUGACCUUUUCCUGAAUGUUUCCAGAACGGUGAAAAUGAAGACAAGCAGAAGGUACCUUUAUCUGUUCAAUCAGCAUGCAAAGACCUGGUUUUUGUUUUGUUGUCGUGAGUCGUGAAGAUGUAUUGUACGGAUUAACUUUUACUCUGAAUGCACUAUACGUAAUUGCAACAAAAAAUAUCAUUUUUACAUUACGUGAACAAAACGGUUCAGUUGAGGCUAUAAAUUGCCAAUAACAUGCAGCUAUAUUAAUCCUGGUCUCUUGUUGUUGAGAUGAUUAAUGUGUGUGAUUCUUGUCCUAGUUAUAUUAAAUGUAAUUUGUGUAUGUUUUCCUUCUGGUGAUGGAUAACAAUAUCCCUCUUUUGGUUUGUGAAGUAAACAUUUAUCAUUUCAACAAGCAGAUUGUUGGAUACUGUAAGACUUUUUUGUUUAUUUAGGUUUGUUGUUAUGAACAUGUGAGUUAUUGCAGGCAGAUACGGUUUGUGUUUGUUUUUUUAUAUAUAUAAUUUCUUAUUUUUGCAUGAUUUCUAGUACUAUUUAAAGUGUUUUUUUUUUUUUAUCUAUAUCCAUAGUGAUAUUAUUAGACCGUAACAGCAAUGGAAAGUAGGCUAUGUGGUCAUUUGUAGGACAGAGUUAGUUGACACUAUGGAAGCUCUUGCUAUACAUGUUGGAUGAAAACUAAAAUAUAUUUCAAAAUCUAGAAAAUACACUGAUUUUCCUUAAUUUUUGCUUCUUUUUUUUUUUUACAAAGAUGAAUAGAGAUGCACCACCAUAAAAUGUAUGUUUUUAAUAAACCUUUUUUAGAUACA
Lates calcarifer (barramundi perch) is the source of this 2783-nucleotide messenger RNA. It is a transcript of the gene ildr1b, whose product is annotated as immunoglobulin-like domain containing receptor 1b. The transcript is spliced from 8 exons. Gene Ontology annotation, molecular function: high-density lipoprotein particle receptor activity. Gene Ontology annotation, cellular component: plasma membrane. The record is from RefSeq and is a predicted model, not a curated record. Bases 253 to 1959 code for a protein of 568 amino acids. NCBI's taxonomy places the organism in Eukaryota, Metazoa, Chordata, Actinopteri, Centropomidae.